Molecule: messenger RNA, 869 nt
Organism: Coffea arabica (coffee)
Lineage: Eukaryota; Viridiplantae; Streptophyta; Magnoliopsida; Gentianales; Rubiaceae
Source: RefSeq, a predicted model, not a curated record
UUCUCAGUCAUGAGACUCGUGAACAAGUUAAUGAGAAUGCUUUGUCCGCUGACGACCGUCGAAUUCUGAAGCUGAUGAUGGACCGCUGUGUGGAUCUUUAUCUCGAUCCUUUUUCAUCUUUAGCAGAGAACCUUCUUGAAGAUGAACUGAUUAGGUUGAAGAAGCUGAAUACGUAUCGCUGUGGCAAGUUUUACAAUUUAAUUAGCUGGUCAUUCUCAAAAAAUGGCAGAUUGACACCAGAUUAUGUUCAUCGGCUAAAAGAGGAAGUUGUGCACGAAAUCAUGCCCCAUAAGCUCAAGCUCAAGAUGAGACCAGAUUAUUUCGUCCCUCUACGUAACUAUAGUAUAAACGACAAAAUUGGAGGUAUAUCGGAUGAAGACCGCCUUAUCCUCAAGCCAGUGAUGGAAGAAUGUGUGAAGCUCUACCUUGAUGCUGAUGCCACAGAUUCGGAGGAAAUUAAAUAUGAUAUUGAUUACUGCAAUUGGUAUUUCUUUGAAUUGGGAUCUUAUUAUAGCAUCAGCGAACAAUGGUCACCUAAAUUGGCACCUGAAUUUGUUGAAAUCAUGAGAGAAUUUCCCAAGUUAUACGGAUACUUUAUGCUUGAUGAUGGCUAUGAAGAAUGGCUAUUUCAAACUUGCUUAAUUGAGGAAAAACAUGGAAAAGCCAAUUGUGAUGAUUUUCGCUUAUGGAAGGCUCAACGUGGAAUGCUCGUAGAUUGAUGAACCUCAAAGAGGUAGUCCAAUGAUAUUGCAACUCUAUAGGUUUUAUUUAAGGAUUAUAGUAAUGGAUUUCUUCACUCUGAAAUUGUAUUUUGAACUACCCAAUAGUAUUAAAUGUUAUGAUCGGUAAUUUUUAUUACUUUCUGUUGU